Molecule: messenger RNA, 1950 nt
Organism: Microdochium trichocladiopsis
Lineage: Eukaryota; Fungi; Ascomycota; Sordariomycetes; Xylariales; Microdochiaceae
Product: fungal-specific transcription factor domain-containing protein
Exons: 6
Coding region: 1-1950 (649 amino acids)
Biological process (GO): positive regulation of transcription by RNA polymerase II; DNA-templated transcription
Molecular function (GO): sequence-specific DNA binding; DNA-binding transcription factor activity, RNA polymerase II-specific; zinc ion binding
Source: RefSeq, a predicted model, not a curated record
AUGCCUCGAUCUAGCUUCUCCGAUAACCCCCUAUUGCGGGUGUCUCGUCCAGUUUCUGCUUGCUCAAGAUGUCGCGCUGCGAAGGUCAAGUGUGACGGGAAACUUCCAGCAUGUACCGCGUGCGAGAAGGCCGGACGUGAAAGUGAAUGCUCGGCAGCCAACGACCAGUUCGCUCGUGGAAAGGAGCGAAGCUAUGUUGCGGCCUUAGAACUCCGCAUAGAGAAAUUGGAGCGGCGACUGGCUUUUGCUCGACUGAGAAAGGCAUCUGUGGCUCGGCACGACUCCGAAGCGGGACCCAUGGCUAUGACCGAGUCCAACCGCAAAGAUUCCCUCGCGAAAAUCCGUGAUGCGAUACAUCGCAAAGCAGCUCGACGGCGAGAAGACUCCGACGUCAACUCUCUCAUGGCCGAGUUCGGCUUUCUAUCAGUCAACGCAACCACCAGGGAUUUCGAGCCGUCGAUGAGCAGCAACAUGACUUUUGCUCGUCUUGUUCUUGCUGCUGCAUCCAACGACCCGCUACCAGAUUCUCAGAACUGGGGAUUGCCUCCUCGCCACACUAUCAUGGCCACAAUCCAGUAUUACAUGACUAACAUCUAUUCGCUCUUCCCUUCAUUUCCUGAAUCAGUACUGUACGCCGCAUUGGAUCACGUAUACUCCCAAAAAGAACGAUCGCCACGGGACUGUGACUUUUGGCUCGUCUACAUGGUGCUCGCUGUCGGCUCCAUGGCCCAGAGCCAGGUGAAAGACGACGACUUCUUCAAAAGUGGCAGUCACUUCGCCUCGAAGGCUAUGGGAUAUGCCGAUCGCGCUCUGAUGCCCGGCUACACAUCACAGAUCCAGUCGCUGAUCUUGCUUACUCAGUAUUCCAUGCUGGAUCCAGCGCACUUCGACAGUUGGCACCUCAUUGGUUUUACGUGCCGAGCUGUCAUCGACCUCGGCUACCACCAAGACCCUCCGAGUGACCAGGUGACAGAUAAGGCAGCCCUUGAUCUCAGACGCAAGACAUUCUACUGUGUCUAUGCUCUUGACAGAACCAUAAGCAUGAGUUUCGCAAGGGCAUUCUCCUUUACACAUGGCUCGAUCAACGUCGCUUGGCCGAGGGCUUCUUCUUUUGCUCGGAGGCAGUCGAUAACUGGCCAACCACAUACGGGUACCGAGCCUGGUUUUCUUCUUUUCCAACUUCGAAGGGCACAAUCACACUGGUACCAAGAACUCUACCAGUCUGGUUCUGUCCCGCUCAAAGACCCAACGAAUUUCGUAUGGACCAUGUGUCGGGACAUGAAAGAAUGGGGCGAAACCCUUCCAAGCUCACUUCCCACUGGAUUCAGAGCAUGGUUUGAUCUUGAAUUACACUACAGCUUCGUCUUCCUUCUCGCGCCCUCAGAAAGAACCCCGUACAUGACGGACUAUAGUCGGCUGCUGAUUUUCGAGUAUUCUAUGGCCUAUCUCGACAAAAUCUACGACGUCUCUCAUAAUAGUGCCAGCGGCGCCUUCUACACGUACCAUGACGCCCUGCGUGUUUUCUUCAUUGCGAGUCAAUUUAUUGCUGUCCUCCGCGACGCAGAGGAUUUGCUCCUGUCCGGAAAUCCUCUUCCGUCCCCACCGAGCGAGUAUGGCAAGCCUCCGCCACCGUCCCUGCCGCCUGGGGCGGCAACCACCUCGGGCGAGAGCAUUCAGCGAAGCCUGCGGUGUCUUCAACGGACAGGCUUAACUCUUGCGAAAUAUGGUCAACGUUGGGAGAACUCGGUGGCUCUCAAGCAAAGCUUCGAUAUCAUCUCGGCCGAGGUUGUUGAGCGCCUGGGUGUCAGGCAGAGUCUCAAACAGCAAGCAUCGCCCCCUCAGUCCGUGUCGCCACCUGCUCGGGAGAUGCGAUGGGUCGGCGUGGACAUGGAAUCUAUCAUGAAAGGUAGCACCGGUGGUAAUGGGGCUCGCGGAACCCGAUUUGAUUGA